Cajanus cajan (pigeon pea) is the source of this 761-nucleotide messenger RNA. Its product is annotated as heavy metal-associated isoprenylated plant protein 22. The record is from RefSeq and is a predicted model, not a curated record. NCBI's taxonomy places the organism in Eukaryota, Viridiplantae, Streptophyta, Magnoliopsida, Fabales, Fabaceae. Gene Ontology annotation, molecular function: metal ion binding.
AUAGUGCAAUGUAUAUAUAUAUGUCGCGUGGUUGGACCAAACCAUUACAAACCCAGAACAUCUUGAUGAUCAUAAACUAUUAAGUUUCAUAUCAAAGUUCUCUCUUUCCGAGGAACAUAUUCUUCUUGGUGCAUUUUGCAAAUGGGGUUUCUAGAAUGCUUCACUGCUUGUAGCAAACCAGCAAAGGAGAAACUUGUGCCCAAGAAGACAGUUCAUCUCAGGGUGAAAUGUGAUUGUAAAGGUUGUGUAAGAAAGGUUACAGAUGCUGUGGAGGGCUUGGAAGGGGUGGAAUCAUUUGAUGUGAACCAAAAGCAACAGAGGGUAACUGUGACUGGUUAUGUGGAUUCAGAGGAGGUUCUGGAACAAGUGAGGAACACAGGAAAAACAGCAAACAUUUGGCCAUUUGUACCCUACAAUUUAGUGACAUUUCCUUAUGUGAAAGGGGCAUAUGAUAUUAAGGCACCAUCUGGUUUUGUCAGAAGUGUCCCUGAUGCAAUGGGUGACCCUAAGUCUCCAGAGAUGAAGCUUAUGAGGCUCUUUGAUGAUGAUAACCCAGAUGCGUGUUCAAUCAUGUAAAGCAAAUGUUGUGUUCAUAUGUUUUUUUUUCUUUUUUUUUUUCUCUUUUUCCUUCCCUUAUGUUCAAAGAUUAUGUUUAGAUCAGUGGUAGAGAAUGAAAUGAAUGAUAGAUCAUAAUGUAACGAGAUGAGAUAAAUAAUUAGAAUCGAAAAAAAUGAAAAUGUUAUUAUGUUGUCUUUGAAUGU